UCACUCGGCAGCAAGACGCACGCAGAGAAGACGGGCAAUUGCACGCCUUGCGUUUUGAAGCUUCAUGGAUCGGGAAAUGAAGCUCGUUAACAGGUGUACGCAAUUCGCUUAAGAGAAAUUCUAAAUACCCUCCAUUGGGGAACCAGGCAACAGUUUUCCUCCUUUUCCUGGCGCGCUCGGAGGAAGACUAGAAUAAAAAAAAGAAUGAAGAACAAAAACCGAGAAAGCUUGACCGACUCCCGAGACCUGGAUGGUUCGUACGACCCGCUGACGGGCAAUCCUUCCGACAGCCAAAGCAAAAAAAGCAUAAAGCAGCGAUUCCUCAAGCUGCUGCCGUGCUGCACGCCCUCGGCCGCCCCCUCAAUCAGUCAAAACAGCAUAGAAGAUGACUUUGAGCUCUCCACCGUGUGCCACCGGCCCGAAAGCAUGGAUAAGCUGCAGGAGCAAACCAAGUUCACCAAGAAGGAGCUGCAGGUUCUUUACAGAGGCUUCAAAAAUGAAUGUCCGAGUGGUGUAGUGAAUGAGGACAACUUUAAGAACAUCUACUCACAGUUCUUUCCCCAGGGAGAUUCAAGUACGUAUGCGCAUUUCCUGUUUGAAGCCUUUGACACUGACAAGAACGGUUCGGUUAGCUUUGAGGACUUUGUAUUUGGUCUGUCUAUCAUCUUGAGAGGGACCAUUAACGACCGCUUAAACUGGGCCUUUAACCUCUACGACCUAAACAAGGAUGGCUGCAUCACCAAAGAUGAGAUGCUGGACAUCAUGACAUCCAUCUACGACAUGAUGGGGAAGUACACGUAUCCCACUAUGCAGGAUGAUGCCCCCAGAGAGCAUGUAGAGAACUUUUUCCAGAAAAUGGAUCGAAAUAAAGAUGGAGUGGUUACAAUCGAGGAAUUCAUUGAGUCGUGUAAAAAGGAUGAGAACAUCAUGCAGUCCAUGCAGCUGUUUGACAAUGUCAUCUAAGGACCAGGAAGGGUGCUGGUCCCAGCGUUUGUGUGUGUGUGUAGGGGGGGAUAAAUUAAUCAGGGUUGGAGGAGGAAGCGUGUGUGUGUAUGCAUGUGUGUGCAUGUGUGAGUGGGUGUGUGUUGAGCUCCUCUGGAUGGGAAGCAACAGUCCACGAAGAAGCAACUAUGGAAGUCCACUCCUCAUCAGGCAGUGUGGAGGAACACGGGGAAAAGAAGGCAAGCAGCGGGCUCACAGACACUAGCACAAACCCAACACCCUCGCCCUCCCCACCAACCUCUUCUAUUUCCACAUCUUCUUCUCUUCCUGCUGGAGGGGUGGCACUCCAAGUGAGGAUGCCGGCCCACCAAAACCUCAUCACUGACUUGGUGCAUGUGGAGCCGCUGCGAAAUAAAAGGGAAUGUGACGCACAUAAUCCUGGGGAGAGGAAAUGCGUCAUUCCUGGGAGAUUCCAGGGUGUCUCAAAGAUUCCAAGGCUCAAACUCGAUCGGAACGGAUUUCAAUAUCGCAUGAUGAUGUCACUAUAUCCGACCAUGACGUUAUUUACCGACACGCUCCAAAGUCCGCUUGCCCGUCUGCUGUUUCCUGGUCAUCCACAGGUGCCUCACCCCCCCACCCCUUGUGCAAAGUGCAUGUGCAACAAGAAUGAUCGUGAUGUCUCCAUCUUGCCUAUACGGAGGAAUCGACUGGGAACAACACCCUUCUCCAUUCAGGUGAUUCUGCGACAAUGACUUCUGGCCUUUCAAACCAUAUCCGUCUUAGCUGUAGGUGUCUCCUGACUAUCAUGCACCAUAGUUGACAGACCACCCCACUGGUUCUAGCCUUUAAUGAAACAUUUGUGGGGAGUUUAAUAGACUGCAGGCUGUGUUUGUGAAUUUGUGAUCAGAUGAGUCAUGUGAUUAUAGCAGGGUCUUUAAAGCAACAAAAAAAAAACACUCACACUUUGAAAACUCCUGAAUUAGGCCACAUUGUGAAUUAAAAAAGAUGUAUGUUUAAUUAGUGAAUGAGCGAAAAAUCUCAACAUUUUCCAACACCACCUCUCCCCCAUCUUGCUCCAAUUUUCUCUGGAACACCAAAGAAAAAAAUUCAUGAGAGGAGACCCACUUCGUCUACAUCUGAAGAAAGACCAUGUUGGUAAUUGGCAAGGACCAGUCAGAGAUGUGAUAGGAGGUUGGUUAUAUGAUAUACUGUUUCCCCCCCCCCCCCCAAAAUGUCUUUAAUUUUAAAAAAUAUCCAAGUGCACAAAGAAAUUGAGAGGACAAUAGACAGCAAUAAUGAUCACUUUUCUGUGAUUGAAAGAAUUCUAAUCAUAGUAAAUUUUUGAAUCCUAAUAAACACUUCCAACCUUUUAGCAUUAAUUUGAAUGUUUUUCCAACGAGUGUUUUAGCUCUGAUUGGCCCUUGCCGCUCGUCAGCUCUCACAAUCAAAGCUCUCUGUUCUUCGCAUGUACUUGGUCUAGGAUUUUAAAAAAUAUCUACUAGUCUGUUGUACCCAUUUUUGUUAGCGCGCCUCUAAAUAGUUAAUUCUAAAUAUGUAUAUUUUGUACAGACAAUAAAAUUCACAAUUACUAUGCAAA
Molecule: messenger RNA, 2539 nt
Organism: Syngnathus acus (greater pipefish)
Lineage: Eukaryota; Metazoa; Chordata; Actinopteri; Syngnathiformes; Syngnathidae
Product: Kv channel-interacting protein 2-like
Exons: 9
Coding region: 205-963 (252 amino acids)
Biological process (GO): regulation of potassium ion transmembrane transport
Cellular component (GO): voltage-gated potassium channel complex
Molecular function (GO): potassium channel regulator activity; calcium ion binding
Source: RefSeq, a predicted model, not a curated record